AUGGAAUCACUGAGACUCCGUAGACCCUCACGCCGGGGAUUCCGAACACUCCCAUCAAGUUACUCUGAUUCAUCUCGUCAGCAGCAGAGGAAUAUACCGUGGAAGGUCUUGAAACAAAUAUGUGUGAGGAUCAAGAAGUCUGUUGUAAUUAAAAAUUUGAAAGCCGAAAACCCUCAGGAGCGUCUCUUGGGUAAUAAUACUAAUUGGCUUCACAAUAGCCAAAUACCAGCUGAUCGAGGAACUCCGGAGGAACCAAGUUAUGGUAUAUGUCACCCGAACUCAAUGAGCAUGAAAAUAUAUGUGAAAUUUCCGUCAAAUCGGAAGACUGUUGUAUUGGAAGCAAAAGGGUACAAUAUCAUCAAUGACAUCAAAUCCAUGAUCUGGUCCAAGGAGGGAGUCCAAUCAGGCCAGUACUCUCUAGUUUGUAGAGGAAAACUACUUGAAGAUUACCAGACAUUGGCGUCACUUGACAUUCGAACAGAAUCAACCCUUUAUGUGAUUUUCAAUCCAAGAGAUGUGAUGUCGAUUUUUGUGAAAAUACCAAGCGGAAAGAUGGUUAAAUUUGAGGUUAAGGUCUUAUACACUGUCUGGGAUAUCAAAACGAUUGUUGAGAGCUUUAUCGGGUGUCCUGUUACCGAUUGCAGUAUGAUCUAUGCAGGAAAUGAGCUGCAGGAUUGCAAGACCUUGGAUUUCUACCAGGUCGAAGAAAAUUCCACUUUAGAAGUUCUGCCCUUUUGGUUUCAGAUAUUUAUUAACACGUGGAGUGGGAAAACCAUUACACUUGACGUGACACGAAAGACUACUGUCAGAGAGGUGAAGGACAAGAUAUUUUGCAAGGUCAGAGUGCCGGUUCAUGUUCAGAGUAUUGUAGUUGCCGGUAAACGCCUUGAUGAUGCAUGCCGUCUUUCAAUUUACAACAUUCAGAAAGGCUCCACUCUCCACAUGGUUUUGGGUUGGUGA
Molecule: messenger RNA, 960 nt
Organism: Pyrus x bretschneideri (Chinese white pear)
Lineage: Eukaryota; Viridiplantae; Streptophyta; Magnoliopsida; Rosales; Rosaceae
Product: polyubiquitin-like
Exons: 2
Coding region: 1-960 (319 amino acids)
Biological process (GO): modification-dependent protein catabolic process; protein ubiquitination
Cellular component (GO): cytoplasm; nucleus
Molecular function (GO): ubiquitin protein ligase binding; protein tag activity
Source: RefSeq, a predicted model, not a curated record